Messenger RNA from Eufriesea mexicana, 5538 nucleotides. RefSeq lists its product as uncharacterized. The record is from RefSeq and is a predicted model, not a curated record. The coding region runs from base 972 to 3890 and encodes 972 amino acids. Lineage: Eukaryota; Metazoa; Arthropoda; Insecta; Hymenoptera; Apidae. The transcript is spliced from 3 exons. Gene Ontology annotation, molecular function: growth factor activity.
UCGGUGGAAGUUCUUGCGAUUGAUAGAGGGACUAAGAGAGAGGGACAGAGCGAGGUCGACGAAGGUAAUCGGUAGCAUCAGCCUGCGUGCCUCGACAAAACCGAUUAAAGACGAGCGAGCAACGAUCCUUUCGCCUCCUUUGUCGCUAAUUCACCGUCGUCGUAGCCUUUUCGUUCGGUUAUCGUCUGCUCGACCGAUCUUCAGCCAGGAUCAUUCGCAGUGUAACGAGUACCCUCGGCGAUAUCGGGUACAGGAAGCCUCGACGAUCCAGUCGGUCGUUUGCAUUCAGGAUCCAUCGCACGUCGCCUCGAUGCUACCUCGUAAACCAAUUCCGUGGUUUCCUAUCUUCGCCAACAAGCCGUUCUGACUGGCGCGCGUCGAUCUUCUCGGUUCGCGUCGACGAGAGGCACCAUCGUCCGUCGAUCGGUUCCUCGUCGAGGAUCGGAGUUUGCCGCGCUAGAACCGCUGCCAGGGCGGUCCGCAAUAAUGCGAGAGUAUCGAAAACGCGGCACAUGGACGAUAACGGCGGGCCAGUGGCUGUAUCCUCAGUGUUUCGAGAGAAUCGUCUUCGAACGGAGCAUGUGUCCGGGGCAAAAGUAGCCGAAGAUGAGGUGGACUCGCAUCCUGUGACUCUGCUCAUAUACUUUACGGCCCAUCCAAUAGUGUCCCGUGCUUUUCGUUCGGUCGGUCGAACGACGACCACGACCACCACCACGACAACGAGAACGUGCAACACUCGCGAAAUCUAGCAAUAAUCUAGGAACGAAAGAACGAGGCGCAGAACGAGGCGCAGAACGGGAAGCAGCGACAGCGAAGGAAGAAAAAGGAGAAGAGGAAAAAAGAGGCGAGCAAGAAGCGACGAGAGGGAAGACGGGGCAAGAGAAAGUGAAAGAGAUAUCGAGAUAAAAGCGCGGAGGAAGUGGCGCGCAGAUAAGAAGGAGGGCUGGGAAAGGAGCGUGGAUGAGACCGUCAUGCCCGCUGAGAUCGACACGGGCGGGCCAAGGGUGCUGCACUGUGAUUACCGUGCCGACUGCCCGAUACCGAUCGUAGUACCGUCAGCUUCCACCGAGUCUUCCUUGUGCCGCGAGAAUAGAGUUGUCGGAACGUCGAUCGCACCACGACAUCCGCGAAUCCACGAGAACGAAUCGUUGGACAAUAAAGCUCGCGAGUCCCGUCGUUGGUCCGAUUUCGUCUCUACUCGUCCAACCGGAGGCACGUCCGCUCGUUCCGUAUACAGAGCUUUCCGUCGAGCUACUCGAGUCGUCCAACAGCAGCAGCAGCAGCAGCAGCAUCCGCAGCCCAAUGACUCGUUGUCGCGUGCGAUCGAAUCCGAGGACACGGAUUAUCAUCGAGGUGCUUGCCGUCCGGUGCAACCGGAAUCACGACUCGCCAACGCGACUGUCCACCGGUCGUCGAUCGAUGGAGAUGCAGCAACGAUAAUCGAGGCACGAUCGGAGCACGAAACGAAGCCAACACUCGAGACGAGGAUUCCAGUGCCUUCGAGAAAACGAGAAAACGACAGGGACGAAAGUCCAAGUUGGCACCGACACGGCCAUCCGAUAGAAGGAAGUUGCUGCGCGAAAGGUUGCGACGCUACGUCGACGACGGCUCGCAAUUUGCCGUCGCGAUUUCGCGUGGCGGACAGUGUCCGAAGAGGGAAAGCGGCAACGGCAGCAGCCACGCAGUUCUCUAGUCACUCGAGCGACCCUUCGAGAUCCGAUCGGACGACGUACGAGAAGCUCGUCACGGCAGCCACGCUUCCGUCCUUGGCCGAUGAAACGUGGAAGGAAGUGGACGCGACGAAUUCCUCGAGUAGCGAGUCGCGCGUCGCCAAGGUCGUGGCGAGUGCCGAUCGGCAGACCGACUUUCCUUCGUUCGACCACCAAGAGUCCUUGACGAGAAGUGACCGUAGAACGAGGAAGAAGAGACGCGAGUGCCCUAACAACCGUUCCACGUACAUUCAGUUAGCGUUACUGCUCUUCCUCGUCGCGUUCGGACAGUGCGCACUUCGUAAAUCCAGUGUGAAGUUUAACUACAGUGCGAAACCGAGUACCACCGGGUUGAGUGUGUUGGCGAUUGGCACAGUUAUCAGUGCAGUGAGUGCCGCGCCGGUUGAUUUAAUGGGUGACGCCGGCGUGAGGGCAGAACGAUCCGCCAAUUUGUCGCACAUCACCGGCGCUUCCAGGAAAAUCCAGAUGUACAUCAAGAAUCGGCAUUUGCAGAUUCUGCCAGAUGGCACGGUGAACGGUUCCAACGACGACACUUCGGAUUACACGAUAUUUCAACGAACGUCCGUGUCCAGGGGUCAGCUGAGGAUCCAAGGUGUCGCGACCUGCCUGUACCUGUGCAUGGAUUCCUGUGGUCUUCUUUACGGCUCGCGCGAGUACACAGACGACUGCGUGUUCAACGAGACCCUGGAGCAACACAACUACAACACCUACAGCUCGACGAAAUGGUCGACGGCGAAGAAGACGCUUUACCUCGGACUGAACCGCCGUGGCCAGCCGAGGAGGGUACAGGCCAAGGGUCACAACCUGGGCAGACUGUCCGCCUACGCGCGGGUAUUGACACAGGUCGCACCUCUGGAACGGGUGGAGGCGCUUCAAAGGCGGAUGCUGGGCGCCCAACACAACGUUCGUCAUCGACACAACAGCCACCGCGGCGACUUGAUACAGCAGUCGCUCUGCCCCACUCUUCCGGUGCAGGAAAAGGACGGCAGGGACAAAUUCAGGUGUCGCAAGCGAAAGAAGAGAAAGAAGAGGAAGCGGAGGUGCAGACCGGGCGAAAAGCCGGGUCCGCAGUGUCAAGCGGCGGAGGAGAGUGGCGCGAUGGUCCCGGCUAGAAACGAGGGUGUAGCUCCGAACGGGACUUCCCCGGAGUCGAAGAGAUCCUGCGAGGGCGCAGCGAGCGACGAAGCCUGUCGAAGAGAGGCCCUCUUGGUGCCGUCUAAGAAACGGAAGCUGCGGGUCGAGGUGGCGGCCGAUGGUGGAGGAUCAUCGUCGGCUGGCGGCAGGAACAUCACCGCGAGCAGCAACGGUAAGAGCAAAGCACCAGCGUCAAACGCAAAAAAAGUAAACGCCGCUGGCAGCAUGAGUCAAAGUAAAAAGCCUAAUUUGACGGACGGGAAGAAGAAAAAGAAGAAGGGGCCAGCAGCGAGGAGGAACUCAGCGGUACCUCUGGCCCGGAAGAGGUUCACGCCUGGCAGAGUGGACAACACGUCUGCGGUGCUCACGGCAACUUCCGCAUCGACCUCCUUAACGUCCUCCUCCUCUUGGUGGUCUCCUGGUGCGUCAAUCGCCCCUUCAGGGAGAGGAGUCUCGCCUAGGCGCAGGGCCAAGCCGUCUUCCUCGUCGAGGAACGCGCACGUUGGUUCGAACGCCGCCGGUACCGUGAGUCCUCGUAGAGUAGGAAAAGCGUUCGGGAAGAAUCGUACGAAAACGAUAGACCGAGUGACCGUCGCGAGCACGUUCGAGACGACCACCGCUACCACCGUCACCGUUAUGCUCGAUCGCAACGCCACCCGAUCGGUCACCGUCAAAGUUCCUCAGACCGUUUCCGACCUGAGACCUGUCCGCGACCCGAGCCCGUCUUCCGUCGAAAUGCCAGAGAUCCCGGAGGAAGACACCUCGAGAUCUUUGUCCGAAUCCUUGUCCAUCGACGAGGACCCGUCUUCGACCCUCUCGAGCGAGCACGCGACCACCACCAUCGACUCGACCUUUGCCAGCUCGAUCGAAAUCGGCGGCGCGUCGACCACGCUCAGGCUGGUCGAGGAGGAGAACAACAAGUCGAUCGAGGAGGUCGACGAUGCAGACGGCAGCGAGAGGUUCGACACACCGGAAUCCACGCUGUCGACCACCCCUGGGAUCCCGGCAGACAGACUGGCCAUGUGAGGCACACGCGAUCUCCAUCGGGGCCGGGCUCGUUCGCGACCCGCGGGUACCAUUGUAAACUUACGUGUACAUAGUAAUCAUACUACGUUACGAUUAACCACAUACUCCACAUUCAUGUAUGACGAUUGCGUGCGCAUGAAACGUUCCGCGCAGAGGGCUCUCGGUGCUUCGACCCGCGAGCGGCAUCGGAUCGAAGGGAACCGAGAUCGAGACGUUUCUUUUCAACGAGAGCGAGUAAUCAGUGGUAGAUGCUCCGAGUUUCGUGCCUCGAGGUGUCAGCCUCUCGCGGAUAAAUGGCCCCUCGCGUCAUAAAUUACCAGCCGUAGUCAUCCUCAAACUUAUCGAUUCGAAACGAUUACUCGCCAUUAUUAUUCCUAGACAGCCACGGUCUAGGCGUCUAUCCUGAAAACGUGACGAAAAAUCGGAGAAUCUAAAUCGCUGGAACGAAGCUUCGUCGAGCUGUCGAGUCCAUAGCCGAACCGGUAUCGUUCCAACCUCCUCGAUUCAAAAUUAUUAAACGUCAUCGACGUUUCUAGCCAACGACGUUGGAUUCUAACCUAGAAACACGAACCCCGGAUAAACUCCAAAGCUCAACAAAUUAAAAUCAUCGCUAUGCAAGGCACAAUGCCAGUGUUCGUUGAAUCGCUAACAACCUGGCACUGUUUGCGACAAACUCCAUUGUGGAGGAAGAGCAACUGACUUGGAAGAACCCCUAGACACCUGUCGAGGCGGCAUCCGCUUGUCUCUCGAGACCCAAUUCCCUUCUUUCCCGAGUCGCUUUCCCGACGCAGAAGAAUGGCGCGUGGUUGACUCGGACGCGCGAGGACUGUGGAACAUGGAGCGAGCCGUAGGGCCUGGUGGAUGGUACGACACGAGGUAGCCGGUGAAGAGAUUGGUCUGGCUGUUCUGGAAGAUCGUAAUUACGGAAAAGGGACGCACGAGGCGGCGGCAGCCUUGUAACGAGCACGAAACUCGAGUUUUAAUCCUCCACCGACUCGCGAGUGAACGGAGACUACGAGCUCCCCGAUCGCUCGCGAGUGUAGUCAGUGAUCUAAUUACGCGUACGACCAACCGUGUACGCGCGGUUCCGGGGCUAUUUUCUCGGAUGGCAGUCUCUCGAGGAACUCAUUUCUAUUCCCCGUAACUCGAUGAAAACGUCCGAUCGGAUCGGUGGCGCGCAAACGAAUGAAUUUCUUGAUCAGCCGCGACCGUUACUCGAUCAUACGACUUCCGUUCUCCCUAAUGAGCGAACCACCGACGAGACACGCGAAUAUCCCGUGUCGUAAUGCCCGCGGCCAAAUAUUAAUUACGCUAAUCGCUGAAACGCGCGCUCGUUACAGCGACACGCCUCGUCAACGUCGCGGCCAUCCAGACCCGGUCUCUAUCCCGAGCGUUUUCAUCAUCCUCGUCAUCCCGGUGAGCGUAUAUCGGGCAGAGUAUCAUCCGUACGUAGAGCGUGUCCCUCUCGUCUCGACGCCACUCGUGGACAACGACUUCCGUCUCCGUCUCUCUGUCUCUCUGGCUCGACCCUAGGACUCGGCUAUGAGAUGACACCCUGUACGUUAUCCACGAUGCCCUAAUUAGACACGGCGAGCAGAUGGCUCGCGAUUAGAGACGUAAUGGCGGUGUAUUAGACCUGGAACACGGG